Molecule: messenger RNA, 453 nt
Organism: Entamoeba nuttalli P19
Lineage: Eukaryota; Evosea; Mastigamoebida; Endamoebidae
Product: acetyltransferase, GNAT family protein
Exons: 1
Coding region: 1-453 (150 amino acids)
Molecular function (GO): acyltransferase activity, transferring groups other than amino-acyl groups
Source: RefSeq, a predicted model, not a curated record
AUGAGUGUCCAAUGGAAUUUCAAAUUGCUUAAUCAAUUUAAUGAAGAAGAAUAUCAACAAAUUUAUGAUAUGAGAGAUGAAAUCUUUGCUUCAGGUGGAGAAAAAGACCUUGGUCAUCCUCCAAUGGAUGAAAUUGAUGAAUAUUGUUAUCAUUCUUUUUCAUGGGGAGAAGAAGGACUUCUUGCUUAUUGUAGAGUUAUUCAAGAAGGUGAAAAUUUAUAUAGAAUUGCCCGUGUUCUAGUUCAUAAAAGAGCAAGAGGACAAGGUAUGGGACAAAAAUUAAUUAAUUUUACUUGCGACCAAAUUAAAGAAUAUUUUAAUGGAAAAUUAGUUACAUUGGAUGCUCUAGAAUAUAUUCAUAGAAUGUACUUAAAAGUUGGGUUUUAUCUUACUGGUGAAACAACUGAUUUUAAUGGUAUUCCAGCUGUUACAAUGAAUAAAGAAUUACAAUAA